AUGGCCGUUUGUCGACUUUGGGAUCGAAUUGUUUUAGAUGGCCUCGGCGGCGCAAUGGAGCAACAAAAGAAUGCCCUCAGCAAUGAAAGACGAUGGGACGCUCCACAUGUGCUGCCCAAAAUGAUGUGUGUGUGUCUUGGUAAGACCUUGGGUGUCUUUCAGGGGUUGGUGCUGGUCCCUGGUGCUGGGUGCUGGGUGCUGGGCGGUGCUUGGUGGGACAGUUGGACAGGCAUCGUGGAAGGAACGCGUGGAAGUGGAUUCGGGCCCCCUCCACGCUCGGCUAUCCGCGAAUUACGGCCCCGGCUCACCUCCCGUCGUCAUCUUGGGUCAUUGGUUCCCGUCACGGGCCAGUGGGCCCAGCUUGCCCAGAGGGGGCCGACAUUGUUCCGGUGGUGCCGCGGGUCCGGGUGCUACCGAGCGCAAUGCACGUAUCUAGGCACAUAG
Colletotrichum acutatum is the source of this 444-nucleotide messenger RNA. RefSeq lists its product as uncharacterized. NCBI's taxonomy places the organism in Eukaryota, Fungi, Ascomycota, Sordariomycetes, Glomerellales, Glomerellaceae. The record is from RefSeq and is a predicted model, not a curated record. The transcript has 2 exons. Bases 1 to 444 code for a protein of 147 amino acids.